AAAAUCGUAGUUUUUCUUUGACGUAAUAUGUGUAUAUUGGUAAAGCAGUUACGUAACAUAUGAAGUGCUUCAUGCUAAGGAAUAAACUGUAAAUUAUAACUGUUACAAUAAAAAGGAAUACAUUAAUUCAAUGUGCAACAUUAAUGAAUUCAAAAUUUGAUUAAAGAUGUUGGAAGUUAAAACAGGAGCCCAAGAGCAAUGGCGAUGGGUGGUUUUAACAGGCGCAUUUUGCUGUCAUGCAAUAACCUACGGGAUUGUUUACUCAUUUGGAAUACUGUUUAUAGCUUUAGAAGAAAGGUUUGAAGGAAGUAAAACUGAAAUAGCAUGGAUACCUUCGCUCACUACCGGGCUUCUGCACUCUUCAGGUUUGUUAGCAAGCAUAUUGGUCAAAAGAUUUGGAUGCAGAAUAGUUACAAUAUCUGGUGCCAUUAUAUGUUGUGUUGGAUACAUAUUAAGCAUUUUUGUACCUAACGUUUACAUCUUAUACCUAACCAUGGGUCUCGUAUCAGGUUGUGGAUUCGGGAUGGUGUUUUUGCCUGCAGUGCUGAUAGUGACACAAUAUUUUACCAGACUUAGAUCAGUUGCAUGUGGUAUAGCUCUGUCAGGGUGUGGUAUAGGUGUUUUCAUUUUCAGCCCCGUUAUGAAACUUUUAUUGGACCUCUACUCACUGGAUGGGACAUUGCUAAUAUUGUCGGCUGUUAUCUUGAAUUAUAUUCCUUGCGGGCUGGUUUUCCGACCCAUAUCAACAAAACUGGAACAAAACUCGGAGCAAAAUGUUCGUAAACGUGGCACCAUUGAUGAAGUUGAUUUCGGGGCAAAUAUUUCUUUACUGAAUAAUGACAGUAGAGAAGUAUCAGCAACAUCAACUGAGGCUACUGAUGUAACAGUUGUACCUAAAACAAGUGACGAAACAGAUAACCUUGCCGAAACCCAUAACUACAAGCGUGGAGACAGUACAGACAAGACAAUUGUUAUUGAACAAACAAAUAAAUGCCAAGUGUUGCAAUCCGAAAAAGCUUCAACUUUUGAAUUAACUAAAUAUUUAAUCAUAAUGAAAAGAAAAGAAGUCUUCAUAUUUAUGAUAUCACAGUUUCUUUUCAUUUUUGGAUUUUAUCUGCCAUUUAUUUUCAUUCCUGAUAUGGCAAAAAGUUUUGGAAUAAGUGAAUCAAGUUCUGCAUGGGUGGCAUCCGUCAUUGGGAUCUCUAGUACAUGUGGAAGAAUUAUUCUAGGUUACAUUGCUGACAGACCGUCUAUUAAUAGGCUGUGUAUGUUCAAAGUAACAUUACUUCUCACUGGGUUAAGUACAUCAUUAUGUCCAGUGUUUGAAAAAAUGUGGCUAUUGCUUACAUACGGUGUUGUGUUCGGUGUGUCGGCAGGUUUUAAUAUUUCAGUUACAUCUGUUGUUAUACUGGAUUUUGUUGGACUAGAAUAUUUGACAGAAGCUUUAGGGCUAGCAUCACUGUUUGGUGGAAUUGGUUCAGUGCUUGGUCCUCCUUUUUCAGGUUUAUUGUUCGACUUAACCGGAAGUUAUACGGCACCUUUCCUAGUAUCGGGAGGUUCUAUGUCAUUGGCAGCUAUACUUAUGUUCAAUGUAUCAUUCUGUAGUAGAACAUAUGAAAAAUACAAUUUUUGUUUAGUUUUUAUUCAUUGUCCUAAGAGACGCUUUGAUUACAUUUGACAGUCAAUGCUUCUUAAGAUAAACGAAUUCAAUAAAACUGUUCGAACAG
This is a messenger RNA of Ruditapes philippinarum (Manila clam), 1727 nucleotides long. RefSeq names its product monocarboxylate transporter 13-like. Lineage: Eukaryota; Metazoa; Mollusca; Bivalvia; Venerida; Veneridae. Gene Ontology annotation, biological process: transmembrane transport; monocarboxylic acid transport. The record is from RefSeq and is a predicted model, not a curated record. Gene Ontology annotation, molecular function: monocarboxylic acid transmembrane transporter activity. The coding region runs from base 167 to 1678 and encodes 503 amino acids. The transcript has 9 exons.